AUGGACGUAGUAACAGCUUACCUGAAUGGAACACUAGAAGAAGAAGUUUUUAUGGAAAUUCCAGAUCAGCGGAGCGAUGUUCUAAAGAGAGUACUCGCUAAAAGGAAGAUUGGUUCGCAGAAGGCAAUAAUAACAGAAGUGAACAUACUUCAGACAGCUAAACGCUGGAACAAGGGUCUUGAUGAAUGUGUGGAUAGUGUGUGUCUAUUAAAAAAGUCAUUGUAUGGCUUACGCCAAUCAGGAUUACAGUGGUAUAAAAGGUUAUCCAAGCUGUUGAUUGAUAUUGGUUUUGAAGCAUUGCUACAAGAUCCUUGUGUGUUUGUUGCGCUAAAAGGUGAGCGAAUGAUGUUAAUAGGCAUAUAUGUAUGUUGA
Arctia plantaginis is the source of this 372-nucleotide messenger RNA. Lineage: Eukaryota; Metazoa; Arthropoda; Insecta; Lepidoptera; Erebidae. The record is from the annotation of a GenBank genome assembly.